AUGGUACACCUUGACUCUCCCGGCCCGGAUACUGGCAUCUUCACCACGGAAGAAGUGCGACCGCGAUCGAAGCCUUGCAAGUCGACGUCACGGAUCGUUUCUUUACCGCGCAACCACUACAAGGAGCCGCCGAACCUCGCGGCAGGAUUCCGAUCACUCGACCUGUCCUGUGAAGCACCAGUCAGAGCGAACCUGGUCGCAGACAAAAUUACAACAGACUCGUUCCGUAUAACGCUGGAAACCUGGGGCGAGAAAUCGCUACUCUACUCGGCAAGCGCGACAUGGAUUGAGCACAAAGCCUACGCUAAAGACUGCCUGUUUGGCCAAUUCGACACGCACGAUCUACCAGCGAACAGCGAAGCAAACAAGAGNGGGGCACAACGAGAGAACUCGCAGGACUUUGUCUUUCCUCAGGCUUUCAAGGACGACUGCGAGGUCGUCUGUUGGUUGAAUCGGCUCGAUAUGGCGAGUGGUGACAGGAACUAUCGCAUAAGGGCUUACGCGACCAAUAUCAGCCGCACAGGCUUCACGGCGCAUAUCGACACCUGGGGAGAUAGUCUAUUGUACGGGGGAGCCAUGUGCUGGAUCGCUUUUCCAAGGCGCAAACGCUACGUCCAAGCAGGCAGCUUCCAGACAGGGGACGUCAGAAGCUGGAGCAAUCCAAUUCCUGAGACGAGUUCGCAGGUCAAGUUUAACGGGGGUGUGUUCAAGUCGCAUAGACCUGCCCCUACGGUCCUUUGCGCCAUCAACAUGAUUGAUAUGGCCGGCAAUGCAGAUUUACGAGUCUCUGUUGACGUAAAUGAUGUCGAUACACAAGGGUUCCGUUGGUCGUUGAAGACGUUUGAGGACAGUACACUGUACUCUGCUGGUGCGAGCUGGAUAGCUCUCGGUUUCGCAUGA
This is a messenger RNA of Aureobasidium vineae, 900 nucleotides long. The record is from the annotation of a GenBank genome assembly. Lineage: Eukaryota; Fungi; Ascomycota; Dothideomycetes; Dothideales; Saccotheciaceae.